This is a messenger RNA of Dentiscutata erythropus, 608 nucleotides long. The record is from the annotation of a GenBank genome assembly. NCBI's taxonomy places the organism in Eukaryota, Fungi, Glomeromycota, Glomeromycetes, Diversisporales, Gigasporaceae.
AAAAAGAGGCUGAGUGGAACCAUUUUUAUGAAUAUCAAACUAUAUCAUUGUGUAUUGGGAUUGCAUCUGUCGGUAGUAAAAUAUUACCUGCUGUUGACCAUAUACUUUCAGAGUAUUUGACUCUACAGAUUCUUUCCAUUGAACAUAUAGAAAUAGCUCAAUGCUUGUACUUUGAUGCAACAUUGGCUAACUUAACAUCAAUUGAAUUUAAUGAUGAUAAUGAAAGUAUGGAUGAUCGAUUUAUUGAAGACAUUUAUGAUACAAAGCAGAUAUUACUUAAAUUAAUAGUUUCAAAAAUCAACCAAGUCAAUAUUAAGGAGACUUGGCAAAUUACUAAUAAAUGGCCGGAGAACAAUAAAAGAAAGCACUAUAUUAUUGUUAUUGACUCUGUUUCUUAUAUGUCAUCACAGUGGUAUUGUAAUAGUAAGAAAGAAACAAUUGACCAGAAAAAUGUGAUUUUCGCAAAUUUGGAUACCAGUAAUGCUCAACAAGAUCAAACAAUAGCUUUGAUUCCUCAUUCUUUUAAGCAUGCUAUACAGCUUGCUGUUGAAUAUGAUGAUGAUGAGAUUGAUCAAUGGUUGAAAACCUUUAUUAACCAAAAAAAGUGA